AUGGAGGAGGCAAAAGCCCCCCUAAGUUUUUUUCACAGGUCCUCCUUCAGCAUCAGCAGCUUAUUGCUUCGACACGAGCGCGUGAUGAGCGACUGUGGCCGCGCGCCCGACGCGCCGCACUUGCGUGCUGCGAAGCCCCCCGCCCGCUCCGACCAAUCCGCUGGGGAUAUCGGAACAUUUUCCGAUUUUAAUGGAAGAUCCGAAAAACCACAACGGAGUGAAGCGACCAGACACGACACAAAAGGAAAAACGGAGCCUGGGGGUGUUGGAGAGACAAAAAGCGAAGCAGCAAAUGAAAAAAAGGGCAAGAAGAACAAACCUGAAAAACCACCGUUUAGUUAUAAUGCGCUUAUCAUGAUGGCCAUCCGCCAGAGCCCAGAGCUACGCCUCACCCUCAACGGCAUCUAUGAGUUCAUCAUGAGCAACUUCCCAUACUACAGAGAAAACAGACAGGGCUGGCAGAACUCCAUCCGACAUAACCUGAGCCUCAACAAGUGUUUUGUGAAGGUCCCAAGACAUUAUGAUGACCCGGGAAAGGGCAACUACUGGAUGCUGGACCCGUCCAGUGAUGAUGUGUUCAUAGGUGGUACCACAGGUAAACUCAGGCGACGCUCCACAGCUGCGUCCCGGGCCAAGCUGGCCAUGAAGAGAGGUGCGCGACUGUCCUCCACCACAACAACAGGACUGGCAUUUGCGGGAUCUUUUUAUUGGCCUGUUGCUCCUUUCAUGACCCUCCAGCAUCCUCACCCUAACCCAGCGGCAACACCUUACAUUGGUGCUCACCACAACAAUUACGCAGCGUCGGUUUUGUCCCAGAGUUCACAUCACUAUAGUGCCGGUGCUCAAAGACUUCUCCAGUCGGGUCAAGAGGCAGCUUAUUACGGGACAGGCGGUGAGCAGUUUAUUACCGGACAGCGCCGGCACCAUCACCAGAAUAAACCCUCCUCCUCUUUUACAACAGCCUCUGUUCCUCUAGCUCUCUCCGCUCCAAGCUCUUUUAAUUUACUCUCCAAUCAGUCCAGUUACUUUUACUCGCAUCAGGUGCCUCACGCAGCUGGACUUUCCCCGUGGACGAAGGAGGAAUCUUAUCUCUCCAAAACAUCUCCUUCUGGACAGUAUUUCCCUGGAAAACCCUCUCCUUCUGAAUACAUCGGAGGACUAUGCACAGACAUGAACAACUAUUUUCCACCUUUUAACUCAGCCAGCUCCCUGCAUUGA
Triplophysa dalaica is the source of this 1218-nucleotide messenger RNA. RefSeq names its product forkhead box G1c (gene foxg1c). NCBI's taxonomy places the organism in Eukaryota, Metazoa, Chordata, Actinopteri, Cypriniformes, Nemacheilidae. Gene Ontology annotation, biological process: regulation of transcription by RNA polymerase II. The record is from RefSeq and is a predicted model, not a curated record. The coding region runs from base 1 to 1218 and encodes 405 amino acids. The transcript has a single exon. Gene Ontology annotation, cellular component: nucleus. Gene Ontology annotation, molecular function: sequence-specific double-stranded DNA binding; DNA-binding transcription factor activity.